AUCAGUGCGACGUGUUCGGUCAGGAGCCCGGUUGCAUGUAAAACCGGAAGUUGACGUAGCGUUACAGUUUAGCGGAAGUACACGUAGCUAUACCGGGCACAUGUCACAAUCACAGAGAGAAGCAAAAUUGGAUUUCAAAGAUACUUCGGCAUCAGCUCGGCAGGUUAGUCUGACCAUAGAAAGAAACGAUAUGGCGACAGAGAAUAAAAGAAUGUUGUUUUUUUGCAGUCUGGGCAUCUUGGUGUGUUAUUUUUUCUACGGUAUUCUACAGGAGAAAAUAACCAAGGGUAAAUAUGGAGAAGGUGAGAAUCAAGAGAAGUUUACCUAUACUUUAGCUUUGGUUUUUAUCCAGUGUAUCAUCAAUGUGGUUGCUUCCAAGUUGUCCAUGUCAGUGUUCCAUUCUCCAAAAGACUCUACUCCAAAGAUUUUGUAUGCUCUCUGCUCUCUCACUUAUCUCUUGGCAAUGUUAGCAAGUAACCAUUCUUUACAACAUGUCAAUUAUCCAACACAGGUCCUUGGGAAAUCUGUGAAACCAAUUCCAGUUAUGAUUCUUGGUGUGCUGCUGGCCAGAAAACGGUAUCCUGCUGCUAAAUACCUAUGUGUUUUACUCAUUGUUACAGGAGUUGCAUUGUUUUUGUACAAAGACAGUAAAGCCGAAGACUCAAAACCCCAUGCGUUUGGAAUGGGUGAGAUUUUACUUCUGAUUUCUCUGACCAUGGAUGGCCUGACAGGAGCAAUCCAAGAUAGAAUGAGGGCAAAGGCACCAACCAAUGCACAUAACAUGAUGUUUUUUAUGAAUGCUUUCUCAGUUCUUUGGCUCCUAUUUGGAUUAAUUUUUACUGGUGAAGGAAUUGAAUUUGUAAGCUUUACCUCUCGUCAUCCCAGUGUCCUUCUUGGAAUAUUUGCCUUUGGUAUUGCCAGUGCUUUAGGACAGACAUUCAUUUUCCUAACUGUAUCCAAAUUUGGGCCUCUCACUUGUUCAAUUCUAACCACAACACGAAAAUUCUUCACCAUUCUCACAUCAGUAAUUAUAUUUCAAAACCCAUUAUCCCAGCGCCAGUGGAUUGGCACCAUAAUGGUAUUUACAGGACUCACAUUAGACAACAUUUAUGGCAAACAACAGAAACAAAAAUGAAAGUUUUUGAUGAACUACAUUCUAAUGAUCUCCAUUCAGCUCUGGUUGAACAAGGUGAACAGCUCAUUGGUUGCUGUAGCUGUCACAUGAUUGCUGGAUUCACCAAUGGCCACCACCUCGACAUCAAGAGAAGAACCUCACUUGCAAGGUUGCUGUGUCAAUCUGACUGGAAGUUUUUAAAGACUGCAUUUUUUAUCAUUUCUUAAUUAUCAAGUUUAAUUUAUUUAUUUGUGUUUCCUUAAAAAGAUUGAAUUUUCUUAAUUUCUUGAAUACUCACAAGUAAAUUAAUACUUGAGAUUAUCUUCAGCAGGGACUUAGAAUAAGCUGCAACAUCAUUUCCUAAAAGAGAAACGGAAAAGGAUAAAUAUUAAUAGAAAUUUAUAAUUUAUAUAGUUUGGUUCAAAUGAUUUUAUGCAAAACAUUCCUAGUGAAAUCUUCAGCAACUGGUAUUUUCAGGACAUUAAGACAGUAUGGAAAUAAUUUCAUAUAAAUUUGGAGAAAAGUAUAUUUAUCAGUAUAGUCUUAAGGUCAGAGUGGAUGGUCAAAUCUGUAGAGUUCCGUCCUUCUUGGUUCCAAGCUGUAAUUCUAAUUACAUGUUGGCUUUUCUUUCUGUGAUUGAUAAAAUAAAUACGAUAUACUUUAGUCAAUUUCA
Octopus bimaculoides (California two-spot octopus) is the source of this 1787-nucleotide messenger RNA. RefSeq names its product solute carrier family 35 member B1. The record is from RefSeq and is a predicted model, not a curated record. Gene Ontology annotation, cellular component: endoplasmic reticulum membrane; Golgi membrane. NCBI's taxonomy places the organism in Eukaryota, Metazoa, Mollusca, Cephalopoda, Octopoda, Octopodidae. Gene Ontology annotation, molecular function: UDP-glucose transmembrane transporter activity; UDP-galactose transmembrane transporter activity. Gene Ontology annotation, biological process: UDP-galactose transmembrane transport.